This is a messenger RNA of Spinacia oleracea (spinach), 1916 nucleotides long. RefSeq lists its product as uncharacterized. Bases 921 to 1916 code for a protein of 331 amino acids. The transcript is spliced from 6 exons. The record is from RefSeq and is a predicted model, not a curated record. Lineage: Eukaryota; Viridiplantae; Streptophyta; Magnoliopsida; Caryophyllales; Amaranthaceae.
AUCGGAUUUAGAUGGGUGUGUGACUUCGUCAAUUUCCCUUGCUCUGUCGCUAUUUUUCGGGAUCUUCACGAUCUGGUUCUCAACCAUGCUUCCAAGGGUGAUGGGUAUGGUUGGUGGACCAUUGUCAACAAGAAAUCCCGAAAGAGGGGGGAUCCGAACUACAUCACGGCGUACCCUUACCUUAGCUCUGACCACAAUUGGAAGACGGAGUGGUUGCUCGUUCGUGUGCCGACGGAUCCGAAGCAUCCCAACUUUUAUCGUCCUCCGAAGUGGUUCGUGGCUCCUGAUCCUGAUAUGAGGGGUGUGGCAGCUCCAGAUCGGAAUCAUCGCCACUAUGUGGACCUUCUCCAGUGGUUCUUGGCUCAAGAGGAUAACUAUCGACUGCCGUCUAGCUGGCUCCCGAAUCUCAAUUACAUUUUGAGGGAGGACAUUCUUGCUGUUGCCGGUCUCAGCAGGAUUUUUGACAGGGGUAGGUGUCUUUCGGCUGAGACCUUUUUUUCAGUGAGUUUGUCCUUCUCUUUCCUGCUUCGUUUUGCUGACAUAUUUUGUGCUUUGUUUUUGCAGAGUACGGCUUUAGCUGCAUUGAUCCUAAGAAGUUGGGCAUUUCUUUGGAUUUGAAGACUAUUCACGACCCGGCUCCCGAGUACAAGUUCGGAAAAGAUAACCCUCGUAAUCCUCGCCUGAAGGAUUACGUGUUGUCUCCUUCGGGGGUUGCUCGGAUAUCCGAAGUUCGAGCUGAUCCGUGGGAUUCCGCCUCCUCUGUUGAAGCUGUUCCUGUGAAGGUUGUGCUUCCUGUGUUGAAGACAACUUCGGACCCGGAUCAACGCAAAAGGAAGGGUAGCACUCUUUUGAGGCCUUCCACGCAUCCGAAGAAAGCAAAGGCUUCUCAGCCCUCGGAGAAGGAAGCGGUUUCGGAAGUCAUGCCUCCUCCUAAGAAUCUUCUUCACUUCAUGCCCUUGCCAGGGCAGAAGUUAAAGAGUGUGGUGAUUGCUGAACCGCCGCCCGUGGACCAGCCGCUGAUCGAGGAAGAUAUCAUCCCCUCUCCACUGAAACCAUCUGCUGCUUUGGGGAUCGAAAUCCAGGAUAUCACCGAGGUGAUGGAGGCGAUUGAAGCCGAUUUUGUUCCUGGUUCGGAUGUCCCUGAGGUAGCUGGGGAGAAGAAGGAGUCUGCUGAUCUUCCCUUCGAGAGAGAGAAGAGUCCAGACAAGGAGAUGAUAGAUCUCUCGGGCCCCGAAGCUGCGGUUCCCGAGGUUCAGAAGGAGGUUCCCUCUGCUGGAGAGGAGGAGCAGCCCGAGCAAGGUCUGACGAGGAAGAGGCGCCACUCAACUUUGGGUUCUACUUCUACCUCGGCCCUGGAUAGGCUGAUCCAUGCUGAUCCCUGUUCGGAUGUUCCGCUAAAACGGAUCCCCGAAGAAGUAAGGGAGGCGAUGACUCGGUAUGCCAGGGCUCCGAUUUUGGGAGAGGACCCCUUGGCUCACGUGGGAUCCUUGAAGGCUGGGCAACUCCUCUCCGAGCUUACGGAAGUCAAGCAGCUAUACCUUCAGUAUAGUCGCGAGGCUAGAGAGUCUGCUGAGAAGAUUGGGGCCGAGGAGAUGAAGUCUAAAUUUGAAGCGGCCGACAAGGAGCAUAAAGAGGCGGAGUUAAGGCUUUGCCAUUUUGUCCAGCAUCGGGAGCUGAUCCAACAGCAAGCUGAUAAGGUGCCUGUCCUUCAGCUGAAGCUUCGGGAAAAGGAUGACUAUAUUCGGAAGUUGGAGCAGGAGCGAGUCGACCUCUACACUGCUGAUCAGUAUGAGGAGCAGAAGGUUGAACAAACGGUUGAUCUUGAUUACUAUCUUGGAUCGAGUGAUGGUCCCGGGGUUGUGAGUACGCCGGUGAAGUUGAGAGGUGCAUCAAAUUAUGAUGAAUGGACGUACUAA